Trichoderma reesei QM6a is the source of this 1234-nucleotide messenger RNA. RefSeq lists its product as uncharacterized. The transcript has 2 exons. The record is from RefSeq and is a predicted model, not a curated record. Gene Ontology annotation, biological process: nuclear protein quality control by the ubiquitin-proteasome system; proteasome localization. Gene Ontology annotation, cellular component: nucleus. Bases 338 to 1234 code for a protein of 298 amino acids. NCBI's taxonomy places the organism in Eukaryota, Fungi, Ascomycota, Sordariomycetes, Hypocreales, Hypocreaceae.
CCCAUGCAGUGCCCCGUUGACCGCUCUCUGGCGCUUUAUUGCGCUGCCGCCGCCGUUUUUCUCGGCUCAUUCUCCUCUUUGCCUUCCGUUGCCUCGCCCCUCUCGUCCGGACGCUCGUGGAAGACGGCCGUUUGAAGCUUGGCCAAACUCUUCUUCCGACAACGCCAGCUGAACGCCAGCUGAAGGACGACGACGACGACAACAACGACGUCGCUGCUGCCGCCGCCGACGACAGACGCCGACAUCUUUCUUCAGGACUCGCCCAUCCGCCAGCGCCGCCGGCUUCACCAUCCGCAUCGGGGUUCGGUGCGAUUCACCACCAGCUUCGCCCAUCACGAUGAAUGUGCUGCUCUCGCCGCAGUUGCCAGUUUUCCCUCACCAGCACGAAAGCCCGCAUCUCUCCCAGCGAAAUCUCUCUCCUCUUCACAACAUGAGCAGCCGAAAACGAAAGGCCGACGACGAUGGCGACGAAAGCAUGUCACCCAUGAGCUCGCCCGCCGUAUCCUCUCGACCUCUCAUUCGUCCGUCGAAAAAGUUUCGAUCAAAUGACUUGAUCGGACGACCGCUGCCUUUGCCACGCCUUCUGGAAACACUCAACACCGAUCAACUCCGGUCUGUUCUGGAACGCAUUUGCGAGCGACAUCCCGACAUUGGCCAGGAGGUGGUUUCCGGGGCGCCCCGGCCCAGCGUUGCCUCAGCCAUGAAUGUGCUCCAGUCAUAUCAGGACAAGCUCAACGCCGCCGCCCCGUAUGGCAACAGCAGCGCCGAAUACACCUACAACCGAGUCAAGGCUCCCUUGAUGGCCCUUAUCGACGCUCUCUCCGACUUCACCCCUCAGUUCCUUCCGCCCAUCGAAACCCAGCCGACAAAAUCCCUCGACUUCCUUGACGGUGCCACAAAGUUCAUCCACAACCUUCCCAACUGGCAACCGCAGGCUUACCGCCACCACAAGGAGAAUGCGUACGAAGACAUUUCCAAAGCGUGGGCAUUGGUCAUCAACGAGGCUGCGAAACGGGGUGGCGGAUUCAAUUUGCACACGGACGGUUGGGACCAUAAGCUGGCUAGGCACAACGAACAGUCUGGCGGACGGCUAGGCACCGCCAUUACGGCCAUGUCGAAUAGCGUCGGCUGGAUGGGUUCUGGUGAGAAUGGCGGUUCCUCAGAGCAGAGCUCGAUCCUGAACCAGAUUGUUUCUGGGUCGUUUGGAUCGCCCGUUCGGGUUGGGCCGUGGUAA